GUGAGAGCGAGCGUGUGUGCGUGCAGGGUAGAGUGAGUGAGCGGGAGACCGAGAGAGAGCGAAGGGAAAAGGAACUGUAAGCCAGUCACAGCAUCUCUUUCCCACUGCACCAGUGAUGAGGGACAGCUCCUCUCUUCAAAAGGUUCCUAUUUAUUUUCGGUAGUCGCACUAGCUUUUUCUUUUGUACUUCACUCCAGGACUGCUUUGCUGAAUGAAAUUGUUUUUUGUCUCUUCAGUUAUUCGUUUGGCGAAAGCUUAGUUCAGCUGGGGGAAUGGAAAUAAGAGGAGACGCACAGAGGACAGCACUGGAACUGGAACUGUCUUUCUCUGUACUGGUGGAGUGGUAUCUCUUUUGUUGUGGCUUGUUUUUUUGUAACAAGGAGCAGACGUACUGAGUUGAAGAAAGUCCAGACAGCCAUGCCUCCCCUAAACAAAAACACAUUUAAAUGGACCCGGGCAUGUAUAAGUAAUAAUAUAUCAAUAGUAGAAACAAGCACUUAAGAGGCGAGGCUGAUGUAAAGAGCUUUCACCCUAGGCUAUAAACAAGCGGAAUGCCGAUUGAUCCCACAUCCAUCGCAGCUGGCACCCUGAACAGAAUUUCUAAGGAGACAGUCCGAGGAGCUCUCAGACACCCAGAUGACUUCUACCGGCUCCAGUAUCUAUUGAUCCGAUUGUGUGUAAGUCUCCUGGCAACUCCUACAUUCUUUGCCUGAAAAAUCCUCUUUACAACCAGCUUUUGCCUCUCAUAACCUGGAGGACGAAAGUUUCAGAGAAGUGCGUGUAUUGGGAUUCCAGAGACCCAAAGCCUGAUCUGUGGCUACACACAUACAUACACGCUCAUAACAGGAUCCAGAUUACUAUUCGCCUCGUUUGGUUUCUCUCUGACUGGGGAACAUUGUAAACAUCAUUUCCCCCAGCGCUCUGUGGAACGAGAGCUCUGACAUUAACCACCGCAGAGAGCCCUGUGUUUUUCUAGCGUGUCUGUGUUUUGAUUCAGACAAUAGCGGGGCAUACAUGAGGUCCAGACACUGACCACGGGACGACUCACUACUCCAAAAUAAGAGGAUGCAUACUACAAGACUGAGAAACAAUUGCUACCAGUCUAACAGCGUUUUGGAACUUUAGAGGGGUCUUUGGAGGUAUAAAGCAAACACAAUGGCGAAUGUGGAUGUAAUUACUUGUGUGACUUUGGGGUUUUUUGAGCAGCUCUUUCUCUGUGACAGUAAACAAGCUAUUUGAAAGUCAAAAUUGCACCGAUACGGUAAAUGUUUUAAUACUAUUUUCUCUUGUCUAUAGUCUCAAAAUAGGAGUCACACGCUCCCUGUCUUAUUUAAUCUGCAGUAGGAUCUGCACCGGAGCGCCCUGCCUGCCUGCGUCAUGUUUCUCCCCCACAUGCUGACUACCCUGCGCCUCCUGUGCUUUUUGCCCUUGUGAGGACAGCACCUGCUCUCCGCCCCCAGUCUCCCAGUGGCAGUCCUCUUAUGAAUCAGGAGAUGUGGCCGCAGACUGUCAGGGAGAGCAAUGGGGAUCCCUGCAGCCGGGAUAAAUGCCUGGCAUAGUAUCAGCAGACCUUUUUCUGUUUUUGGAGGGAAUAUAUUUUUUAUUUUGUCAAUUACCCCACUGCCUCUAAGCAUGACUGAUCGAAAAAGUAGAGCCGAGCCGGCAGUCAUGCUUUCCUAUGGGCUGUAUUGAUUUUAGUCAGUGAGUGUUCAUUUAAUUGAGACCCAGCUAUGUGAGAGCCGAGGUGAAAGAGGAAGUGAGAGAGGCUAGUUACAGUCCAUCUGCAUCGCGGGUGGCACAGCACAAACCUGACCCACCUGGACCGAGCCCAGAACAAUGAACCAGUCCGCACUGACGACAGACCUGGUGCCCACUGCCAACAGCAGCCUUGUGGGCCCGGACCCCAACCACUCCUGUCCCCUGGGCUGGGGCCAGAACGAGGGCCUGGAGGCCUGUGUCUUGGAGACUGCAGUCAUCGUGCUGCUCACGGUGCUCAUCAUUGCCGGGAACCUGACGGUGAUCUUCGUGUUCCACUGCGCCCCCCUGCUGCACCACUACACCACCAGCUACUUCAUCCAGACCAUGGCCUACGCCGACCUGCUGGUGGGCCUCAGCUGCCUGGUGCCCACCCUGUCCCUGCUGCACUACCCGGCCGGUGUCCAGGAGCCUAUCACCUGCCAGGUCUUCAGCUACGUCAUCUCGGUGCUCAAGAGCGUCUCAAUGGCUUGUCUGGCCUGCAUCAGUGUGGAUCGCUACCUGGCCAUCACCAAACCCCUGUCCUACAACCAGCUGGUGACGCCGUGCCGGCUCCGCGGUUGCAUUGCUCUCAUCUGGGUCUACUCCAGUCUGGUGUUUCUGCCCUCCUUCUUUGGCUGGGGCAAGCCGGGCUACCACGGGGACAUCUUUGAGUGGUGCGCCCACUCCUGGCCCACCUCGGCGCUCUUCACAGGCUUUGUGGUGUGCCUACUGUACGCGCCUGCCGCCCUGGUGGUCUGCUUCACCUACUUCCACAUCUUCCGCAUCUGCCAGCAGCACAACCGGGAGAUCAGUGAGAGGCGGGCACGCUUCCCCAGCCAGGAGAUGGAGGCCGGGGAGGGUGAUGGCGGUGGCAGCAGCGGGGGGCACCACGCGGGUCAAGGGCCUGACAGGCGCUACGCCAUGGUGCUAUUCCGCAUCACCAGCGUCUUCUACAUGCUCUGGCUGCCCUACAUAAUCUAUUUCCUGUUGGAGAGCUCCCACGUGCUGGACAGUCCCGCCCUGUCCUUUGUAACCACCUGGCUGGCCAUCAGCAACAGCUUCUGCAACUGCGUCAUCUACAGCCUGUCCAACAGUGUGUUCCGCCUGGGCAUGCGCCGCCUCUCGCAGACGCUCUGCUCCUUCAGCCACUGUGCAGCCGACGACAGGGACUUUGGAGAACCCAAACCCAGGAAGAGGCCAAAGUCCUGCUCCAUCUGAGGCGUUGGAGGCUAUUGUUAGAAAAGCCACGAAUUUCAAAGGUUACGUCUUUACAAAGCUGCUUACCAUUUAUUUGACAGGGCUGUCCCAAAGAGAGAGGAUUUAGGCUCAGACGGUUUGUUUGAAGGAUUCCAAUGACUUUGCCGCAGUCAUGCCAAGCCAUGAUUUACAGGCAAACAUUAGAUUGCUGAGAGAGGCUACGUUGUUUUAAAGGUCUACUUUCUGAACAACUAAAUGGCUUUAAACCUGUGUAGUGGAGUUUAGCUGGUAAGCUGCUGUAUGUACAUCCUUAUAUAAAACAUAAUUUGACCAUGGUUCUCAGGCUUUGAUGUUCAAUUUUUUUGUUUCUCGACAGUCGGGUUAAGUGCUUGUAAAAAUACAAAGUUAGAGGUCCUCAAAAUGGAUAAACACUUUUCUCAAACAUGAAUGGUGACGUCAUGAUUUAAGCAUCUCUGAUUUCACAGUAAUGUGGACUAAAAUGGAUUGAAUUUGAAUACCAAUAUUGGUGUGCUACUAUAGGUCUGUGUUCUUGGUCGGCUGAAUUAGCAUAGACACCAUCAACAUGUAAACCCAUUUGCAUACACUCCCUUUAGGAGUUCACAUGGGGUAUGUGCGUGCAAAUGGCUGACUAUUCACUUGCUGUACAUGCUCCUUGACAAUGGUGUAAAAAACAGCAGAUGUAUAUUGCCCUUGACCUGUUAUGACAAAGGUUUGCAGAAGGUUUGUUAGCUAACAGUCUGAGUGUUCAAAGACUUUCGGUCAGCCCUAAACAGAGAGAUGAGGCACUCAAUUUGACGAGUUACUCAAUCUCCUAAAAAAACACACUGAUAGUUUAGUUAUUUCUUUUUUUUUUUAAAUCUUUGUGUCAAUGCCUCUGAAACAGUAGCUGUUUAGGAAGCAGAACGAGGGAAUGGUUCUGUCCACUAGUGCAUACUUCUCUCUCUUUAUCUUUGGUUGCUCAUUAGAGUUUAGAAAAAUCUGCUCCACUCUACAUAAGGAUCAGCAUCAUAUGUAUGACUCUGUUCCCUCUGCUUUUCCAUGCUAUGUGCAGAGACUCUUCCCUUUGUCAGGGCCUUAUUGUACAAAAUACAGUGGGGAUGUGCAGUAAAUGAAGACAUAAAGACUGCCUUUAGUUAUGUAUUAUACUGUUUGAUACAGCACAGGUGAAGUCAUUCCAAGUUUUUCUUGUACAUUCCCAGAAUGGUCAGUUUUUAUAGAUAAUGUUGAAAAAUCCAUAAAGUGCACAUUUUCAGUAAUACCCGAGACUAUUGUGAAAUCCCUCUCUAUUCUUAUGGUGUAGGUCAUUUGAAGUUAGACCUGUGUUCUUGUUGUCAGUGUAUCUUUGACCCUGUGAAAAACAAGCAACACAGCAAACUGAACCCUCGAUAUCAUGACUGUUUAUGUGCAACAUUAUGCUACUUAACCUGUGUAGUCAUUCCCCUCUUUCCAUUACAGAUUGUUCUGUAUAUGUGCCUAAACAUAUAUUUUUUGGUAAAUAUAUCAGAGAUUUACUUUCUGUUUGUCUAUACAGUUACACACUCCAAGGACACACUCCACUUUUUUGACACUGUCCUGGCUGCAUGCCAUUGCGUUUUGUAACGUGACCUUCAUUUGACGUGACUUAAGAUCCAUCAAGCUUACAUUUGCCGAUACAGUAGUACCAUCUUGUUUCAACACCUUUCAUGAGCUUAUGAUGAGGUCAGAAGCUUUUCUAUUUGUGGCAUGAUUCAUUAUCAUUUUAGGGGGCAUAUAUAAUCAUAGGGGUUCUGAAUUCUGCCACAAAGACUUAAAAACAUACCCUCCCCAAUGGUUGCUUGAUGUCUAGAAGAUGAAAUCUUCACUUUACUGUAUUUUAUUUAUUUUAUGUUGUGAAGUGCAUUUUAUUUUCUUACCAAAUGGACCAUAUACAGUGGGGUCUGAAAUUAUUGACACCCUUGAUAAAGAUGAGCAGAAAUGACUAUAAAAUAAAUAAUUGAAAUACUGAGCUAUAUUGGAUGCUCAACAGAAAUUGGGAAAUUACAUUAUUUUAUAUGACUGAGAUGGCCAUUAGAAAAUGUUGAUUUUGUGGCCAAUAUAUUUUUUGGGUGGAU
Coregonus clupeaformis (lake whitefish) is the source of this 5045-nucleotide messenger RNA. Its product is annotated as G-protein coupled receptor 52. Gene Ontology annotation, biological process: G protein-coupled receptor signaling pathway. Gene Ontology annotation, cellular component: membrane. Gene Ontology annotation, molecular function: G protein-coupled receptor activity. The transcript has a single exon. Bases 1837 to 2955 code for a protein of 372 amino acids. The record is from RefSeq and is a predicted model, not a curated record. Lineage: Eukaryota; Metazoa; Chordata; Actinopteri; Salmoniformes; Salmonidae.